GCUAUAACGGGGAAAUGGCUGCUACAGCGUAUCUGCUGUUCUAUUUGGCUUUGUUUGCCAGAGUUUUAGUGUUCGUCUCUGCAGAUGAAAAAGUACUCAAAGCUGAGCCCAGACAGAACGUCACUCUGCCAUGUCGAGCUCCAGAUAAAAACCCUGCCAUAGCUGUAGAGUGGACCAAAUCUGAUCUCAGGGCAGAGCAUGUCCUUUUGUACCGCGAUGAACAGUUUGAUAUAGAUGACCAGCAUCCAUCUUUUAAGAAUCGGGUGGAUCUGCAAGACAGACAGAUGAAGGAUGGAGACGUGUCUCUGAUUCUGAACAACGUGACAAUUAAUGACACUGGAACAUACAAGUGUCAUGUCUUCAUGAGAGGAUCAAAGACUGACCACAUCAGCAUCAUCCACCUUCAUGUUGUUCCUCCAGGUCAGACAGGAGGAGACAAACAGGAUGGAUCUGUUGGACUGAUCGUUACCCUGGUAGUUAUUGCGGUGAUUCUUGUUGUUGGUGUUGUUGGUUAUGUCAUCUACAGAAAAAGAAAAGAACAACAAAAGCAGGAUUCAUACCAGUCUGCUAAUGAACUGCAGGUUACUUGAAAUGUCUCAGAUUUUUACAGCUGAGCUGACUCUGCUUCUGUUCCAAACUCUGUCUUGUCACUGAGGAUUCAGGAGAAGCACUGCUGUGACAGCAGUGAGCUAAAAGUU
Neolamprologus brichardi is the source of this 698-nucleotide messenger RNA. NCBI's taxonomy places the organism in Eukaryota, Metazoa, Chordata, Actinopteri, Cichliformes, Cichlidae. The record is from RefSeq and is a predicted model, not a curated record.